AAUAAUUUAAUGAUGGAAAUUAGAUUGAAAAUGAUGGAUGCUUUGACUGCCAAAUUGAGUCUUAAUUGCCUUUUGUGCUUAAAUAAAGAAGUUUGUUUUAUGUGUUAAGUCAUUUUCAUUAGUAGAUUAAUCAUGUUUGGCAAUCUCUGGUGAUGGCUUAAUUAUUACUAGAUAUGUAAUGCGAUGAUGGAAAUAUUAAAUAAAAUGAUGGAUGCUAUUUAUGUUAAUAUGAUUGUUUAUAAGGGUGUCUUGAUUGCGAAUACGAAUAAAAAUGUAAAUAAUGUGGUAAUUAAUACAUUUUAAAUAAUCAAAUAGCUAAAUGUUAAGAGAU
Messenger RNA from Paramecium sonneborni, 331 nucleotides. Lineage: Eukaryota; Ciliophora; Oligohymenophorea; Peniculida; Parameciidae. The record is from the annotation of a GenBank genome assembly.